Messenger RNA from Capronia coronata CBS 617.96, 1389 nucleotides. RefSeq lists its product as uncharacterized. The transcript has 2 exons. The record is from RefSeq and is a predicted model, not a curated record. Gene Ontology annotation, molecular function: FAD binding; monooxygenase activity. NCBI's taxonomy places the organism in Eukaryota, Fungi, Ascomycota, Eurotiomycetes, Chaetothyriales, Herpotrichiellaceae. The coding region runs from base 1 to 1389 and encodes 462 amino acids. Gene Ontology annotation, biological process: secondary metabolite biosynthetic process.
AUGGCCAAAGUUCAGCUCAAUGUCGGUAUCAUUGGAGCCGGUCUAGGUGGGCUCGCCGCCGCCAUCGGCAUCGCCCGAGCUGGGCAUAAAGUCACGAUACUCGAACAAGCACCCCAGCUUGGUGAGGUCGGAGCAGGAAUCCAAAUCCCUCCCAACAGCACCCGAAUUCUGGCUCGAUGGGGACUACUACCGGCCCUCGAGAAGGUUUCUGUGCGUCCCAACAACUUCAUCAUUCGCUCGUACCAUGACGGCAAGAUUCUCUCGACGCAACCAUUAAUUCCCUACUGUGAAGAGCGAUACGGUCAUCCGUACCUCCACAUCCACCGCGCAGACUACCACCGAAUCCUGGUGGACGAAGCGUUCCGCCUCGGCGUGACCAUCCAACUCGACAGUUUCGUGACGGCCAUCGACUUCGAACGGCCAGCGGUACACAUCCGAAACCGGGCGGAACCAUUUCUCGCCGACCUGAUCAUCGGCGCCGACGGCCUGAAGAGCAUCUGUCGCGAAGCACUGCUCGGCCGACCCGACCCGCCCCAUCUCACAGGCGACCUGGCGUACCGCAUCACCGUGCCGGCCGACAAGAUGAGAGUGCACCCGCUGCUGGCGGAGUUAGUGGCCGUCCCGAACAUCAACUACUGGAUGGGCCCGGACAUGCACGUGGUCUGCUACCUCCUCAAAGGGGGCAACCUGUAUAAUAUCGUGAUCAUCUCUCCCGACAACCUGCCGGAAAUGGUUAACCAGCAGAAAGCCGACCUGAAGGAAAUGAACGACCUGUUCGUCAACUGGGACCCGCAACUGCAAGCCCUGCUGUCCCUGUGUACAGACACUUCCAAGUGGCGCCUGCAGAACUCGCGCGAGAUGAUCAGCUGGUCCCACCCGUCGGGCCGCUUCACGCUGCUCGGCGACGCCUGCCACGCCACCCUGCCCUACCUGGCCCAGGGCGCCGCGCAGGCCGUCGAGGACGGCGCCGUGCUGGGCCACCUGUUCGAGAAGAUCGAGCAUGCCCAUCAACUGCCCGACCUGCUGACCAUCUACGAGGCCGUGCGCAAACCGCGCACCACCCGCGUCGUCCAGGGCAGUUCGCACCUGGGCCAGAAGAUCUUUCACCUGCACGACGGCCCGCGCCAGAUGGAACGCGAUCGCCAGCUCGUCGAGUUCCAGCCCGACCCGUUCGAAGGGUACCAGAACCGCUGGCGCGAUCCCGUCUUUCAGCCGUUCUUGUUCGGCUAUGAUGCCCAACAGGUCGUCGAGGAUGCUUGGGCCGUUUAUCAGCAGGGGAAAUUCCCGGGGACCAUGGGGCGGUUCGCCACACAGCAACAAAACAAGAGCUUGGUGGAGGAGGGCAGAGGCGAGGUGGCGGAGUUGCGUCGCAAUGAGGCCAGAUUAUAA